Messenger RNA from Mangifera indica (mango), 2413 nucleotides. Its product is annotated as probable glutamate carboxypeptidase LAMP1. Bases 106 to 2253 code for a protein of 715 amino acids. The transcript is spliced from 12 exons. Gene Ontology annotation, molecular function: carboxypeptidase activity. Lineage: Eukaryota; Viridiplantae; Streptophyta; Magnoliopsida; Sapindales; Anacardiaceae. The record is from RefSeq and is a predicted model, not a curated record.
UAAAAGAUCUAAACUUGUUCAUAAUUUACAGUAGCUCUGCCUCUCAAUCCUAAGCUUUCCUUGUUGAGUUGAGUCGGCAGCUAAAAAACUCCUUAGACCCAGUUCAUGGCGUCCUCCAAAAAGCUAAAAUCCAUGGUCAAAAUGGGCAUCAAAAUCCUUCUCCUGGCCGUAGUCACCUCUUUCUCCUUCCUCCUCUUUUCUCCACCGCCAAAAUCUUUCUACCAUACUCUUUUCAUAUCCACUGCCCUGUCUGACAACGUCUCAGCAGCUCAACAUCUCUGGACCCUCACUCGCCGACCUCAUGUUGCCGGUUCAGAGGCCAACGCCGAGGCUGCAGCUUAUGUUUUAUCGAUAUUCACUUCCUGUAAUAUAAAAGCGCAUAUUGCUUCCUAUGGUGUGUCCCUGACUUACCCUGUUUCACGUUCUUUAUCACUGAAUCGUCCCCCACCGGACCCUCCCAUCACUUUCUCUCUCCGUCAAGAAAUUUAUGACGGCGAUCCUUACGCUGACGUUGCCGAUCAAGUCCUUCCGACGUUUCAUGGAUAUGCGAAGUCGGGUACUGCGACAGGGUCUGUUGUUUAUGUGAACUAUGGACGGGUUGAAGACUACGUCAUGUUGAAGGAAAUGGGUGUGAAUGUGUCAGGCAGUGUUGUGUUGGCGAGAUAUGGUAAAAUAUACAGGGGGGACAUUGUGCAUAAUGCGUUUGAGGCGGGUGCGAUUGGGGCUUUGAUUUUUACUGAUAGGAAGGAUUACGGGGGUGGGAGUGGUGACGCAAGGUGGUUUCCAGAUGAUAAGUGGAUGCCGCCGAGUGGAGUUCAAGUGGGUUCGGUUUAUGAUGGGGUGGGCGACCCGACUACACCUGGAUGGGCUAGUACGGAAGGAUGUGAGAGGAUAUCUGAUGAAGAAGUUGACAAAACUGGUUAUAUUCCCCGUAUACCUUCGCUGCCAAUUUCGGCACAAGAUGGCCAUACAAUCAUGAGGUCCGUUGAAGGACAAGUGGCCAAUCAGGAUUGGCAAGGAGACAAAGAUGCCCCUGUUUACCGGAUUGGACCAGGACCAGGAGUUGUCAAUCUCAGUUAUAAGGGAGAAAGCGUCAUAGCCACGAUACAAAAUGUAAUUGGUGUCAUUACAGGUACAGAGGAGCCUGAUCGGUUUGUGAUACUGGGCAAUCAUCGAGAUGCAUGGACAUUUGGAGCUGUGGAUCCUAACAGUGGCACUGCUGCUCUUCUGGAGCUUGCAGAAAGACUAGAAAAACUGCGGAAAGGAGGGUGGAAACCUCGAAGGACUAUAGUGUUGUGCAAUUGGGAUGCUGAGGAGUAUGGCCUGAUAGGAUCAACUGAAUGGGUGGAAGAGAACAGGGAGAUGCUAGCUUCAAGGGUUGUUGCUUACUUGAACGUUGACUCUGCUGUAUAUGGCGCUGGAUUCUCUGCCUCGGCAACUCCUCAACUUGAUGAACUACUCAAACAAGCAACUCAACAGGUUAAAGAUCCAGAUAACUCAUCACAAACAGUCUACGAUUCCUGGGUCGGUUCUAGUAACUCUCCAGUGAUUGGAAGAUUAGGAGGUGGAGGAUCAGAUUAUUCAGCUUUUGUGCAGCAUAUUGGUGUUCCAUCAGCUGACUUCUCUUUUGGAGAAGGAUACCCGGUAUACCACUCAAUGUACGAUGACUUUGUCUGGAUGAAAAAAUUUGGAGAUCCACUGUUCCAAAGACAUGUUGCAGCGGCAAGCGUUUGGGGUUUAGUAGCUCUCCGACUAGCAGAUGAGGAGUUCUUGCCUUUCAAUUAUCUCUCCUAUGUUUCAGAGCUCCAGAAAAGCGCAAAGGAUUUGAAGGACAAGGUCUCAGGUAUGGGCAUAACCUUAAUUCCCUUGUUCAAGGCUAUUGAGGAGCUAGCAAAAGCAGCCAUCAAAAUUGAUAGCGAGAAAAAGGCAAUAAUUGAAUCAAAAGGUUGGGUAUCCAUAUGGAAAAAAGAACAUUCUAGGGUGAGAGAGCUGAAUGACAGACUAAUGAUGGCAGAAAGAGCUUUCACAGACCGAGAUGGACUCGCUGGAAGGCCAUGGUACAAGCAUUUGAUUUAUGCACCCUCAAAGCAUAAUGAUUAUGGAUCUAAUUCAUUCCCUGGAAUAGAAGACGCCAUUGAAGAAGCAAAGAAUCUCAAUACGGCAGAGUCAUGGCUUACCGUACAACAUGAAGUUUGGAGAGUCUCCAGAGCAGUCAGACAUGUUUCUCUAGUCCUCAAUGGAGAACUAACAUGAACAUGUACAAAAUACAAUGGAAUGACUCUUCAUCAAGACAACUUAUAAACAGAUACUCCGGAUGUGCUAGAAACUGUUGCAAACCCAGAUUAUACGUUUAAUAAAAUUAUGUAUAUACAUUUUUAAGUAUAUAAAUAAGUAGACAAAUGAUAUAUUAUCA